GACCGGAUCUUCUUCCAGCGCGCCGUGUCGCGGUUCCAGCAGGUGGUGGCGUCGUCCGAGAGGAAGUUGCUCGUCCUGGCCGUCCCCGUCACCAAGAUGGAGUCCCCCGUCGCACAGGACACCUCCGCCGCCGGCGACGCCGUCUUCGCGGAGGCGUCUCAACUUUUCGCCGACCUGCGUGGGCAUGGCGUGCGCAACUUCGAGUUGCUGGUUGUGCUCCUUGUGGCGCCUGGGGCCUCCGUCUGCAGCGGAAGGCGACCGGGCGUGCUGCCCCCAAGGGUCUCGGGCUGCCCAUCCGAGCGGCUUGUCCUCGUGGAGCUGCACUGCGCGGGCGAGCAGACUGGCGUGAACUUCAGGGCAGAUGAAGACGAGCGGGCAUUCCGCGCGCUGGUGCGCGGCCCCCCUGGGCGGCAGCGCCGCUUCCAGCUACAGGCGGACCCACUGCCGCCGCGCAGCGGCGGCGCCCGCGAGGCCGCCGGGCGCGCGGCGCCCGCGAGGCGUAUGGCGCUGGGCGAGGUGCGGGAGCCUCCAGGCGUGGGCGGCGCCAAGAGGAGGCGACGCUGA
This is a messenger RNA of Prorocentrum cordatum, 564 nucleotides long. The record is from the annotation of a GenBank genome assembly. NCBI's taxonomy places the organism in Eukaryota, Dinophyceae, Prorocentrales, Prorocentraceae.